Messenger RNA from Linnemannia hyalina, 2364 nucleotides. The record is from the annotation of a GenBank genome assembly. Lineage: Eukaryota; Fungi; Mortierellomycota; Mortierellomycetes; Mortierellales; Mortierellaceae.
AUGAAACACCCGAAGGCAAACAACGUCAACAUCACAAUCACUCCUUCCUCUCGACCCUCCACAAUGGAUGAUGCCAGCGGCCCACGCAGCGGUGUAACAAACGACAGUCGCCGUCAGCAACAUACCUCAAAGGUCACUGCCACUUCACCACCCCCGCAACAGUACACAUUCGAAAGCUCCACCACAACGUCAUCAGCCUCCUCAUUUUGCGGCGAUUAUACACGCUCUACUUCCAUGAACCAAGGAUCUGAUGUUGCGGGCCGUCAUGUCCAGGGACUCCCUGCCUCUGCAUUGGCAACGGUUGACGCUGUCCUGAACCGUACUCCUGCACGCCAUGAAGGCAUUGACAGGUUUGAUAAGUUGGAUAGUGGUGAUACGGAUGACGAUGAUAACAGCGAGAUUGGCCACCAUCAUCAGCAGAGGAGAACUAGACGUGGUGGAGGUCUGACACGAGACCAUCCCUUGGGACAAGAGCCCAAGGUCCCAAAGACCCAACCUCAGCGCCACAUCCGAUUAGCCGAUCCUCCUAUGAUGACUACCACCACGGCUAACAAGGGUUCUUCCCGCACACACAAGGUGACCCUUUGCAAACCUGGCAACACCAACAAAGCGACGCGACGGCGCUCUGUCAGUCCACGCCGAGGAGAGUCGAGACCGGAGGAUAGUGGAGUGACAGAAGUUGAUCGCAGCAGUAGCAUUGGCAGUCGCGAUCGGAACGGAGGGCAUUUCUAUAACUUUGAAAACACUCCUGCCCAUCCUCAGCAACCAUCCACCUUUAACAACCCGUACAAGAACCAAAACCAGCAACAGCAACAGAGCGAGAAGCAAAACCAACUAUUGGAGAUGUACCGUACAAAGUCCUUCAUAAGUGAACUCUCAUUCGAGCGCAAUAGUGGUGGUGGUGGUUAUGGCGGUGAUGGAGCAGGAGGAGUAGAGAAGCGAGGCGAGUACUUUGCGGCAAUGAAUUUCCAACAAGACCCCGAGAUGGAGAGACGAAUUGUCCGCAAGUUUGAUCGACACCUGUUGCCGCUGCUAGGGAUCCUGUACCUGUUUUCGUACUUGGAUCGGGUCAACAUCGGAAACGCUCGAUUGUUUGGACUCGAGGAGGCCGUUCAUCUCUCAAAUGGCCAAUACAACAUCGCUCUGGCGUCGUUCUUUUUGGCUUACUGUUUGUUUGAGCUGCCCUCGAAUUGGAUGCUUGUCCGUGUUGGACCCCGCACCUGGAUCCCUCUACUGAUGUUCCUCUGGGGCGGAGUCAGUUUGGCGCUAGCAUGGGUCACAGACUUUACAGGUCUGGUCGUUGCUCGCUUUGCUCUCGGUACUGCCGAAGCUGGGUUCGUACCAGGUGUCCUAUUCUACAUAACACUCUUCUACAAGCGGUCAGAACACUCCUUCCGCAUAGCAAUCUUCCUCUGCUUCAACAUCCUGGCUGGGGCCUUUGGAGGUCUCCUCGGCGCAGGGAUUUCACAACUCGCCGGGAAAUGGGGCCUCCAAGGAUGGCAAUGGAUUUUCAUCCUCGAAGCCAUCCCUACCCUCCUCCUCGCUAUCCUGACAUGGUUUAUCAUGACCCCGUCGCCAAUGCAGGCGAAAUUCUUGACGGAGGAGGAGAGGAUCUAUGCGACGAACCGGAUUAUUGUGGACAGUGAUGUGGUUCCGACGGUCGAAGCGAGUUGGAGACAGACGCGGUCGGCCUUGACGGAUGUGAGGGUUUAUCUGAUCUGUUUGGGGUCCAUGUUUUUGCAUAUCCCCAGUGCUGGUGUUGUCAUGUUCUUGCCCUCCCUCAUCGCUGACAUGGGCUUUAAAGCAACAACGGCACAGCUACUGACGGUACCUCCGUAUUUGGUCGCAGCCUGCGUCUCACUCCUAGUCCCCUGGUGGUCCGACCGCCUCGGCAUCCGCGGUUACUUUGCCAUCUUCAUCCCCAUGGUCUCUGUCGUCGGAUUCUCCCUCCUCGCCUUUGCCCCCUGGACCUGGCUGCGUUAUUUGGCGGUAACAUUCGCAUUAUGUGGAAUGGUGCCAACAUCCUCCAUUUUGACAUCCUGGUUGACAAACAACUGUGUCGGCCAUGCAAAACGAGCAACCGCUCUGGCAAUGAUGGUCUCUGCAGGAAGUCUGGCCGGUAUGAUUGGCACUCAAGUCUACCGCCCAGACGACGCGCCUCGCUACCAACGAGGUCAUAACGUGAUGGCGAUCUCGAUCUGCUGCCUCAUCUUGAACUCCCUCGUCCUGAGAACAAUGCUGUCGCGCGAGAACCAUCGCCGUGACAACAACCAAACAAAGGGCAUUCGCUUGAUUCAAUUUAUGUCCGAGGGACACCUUAACGACCUCGGGGACAUGCAUCCCAACUUCAGAUACACCUUGUGA